UUUCUCUAGAGACAUCUCAAAAAAAUGUCAGAAAAUCUCAUAUCCGGCAAGACCUCCUCGAAAGGUCCAAAAACCUUGGCAAAGAAACAGAAAGGCAAAACCAAAUCUAAGGAAUCCUCAAAAGGAAAACAAACACAGCUUGGUAAAAAAGAUGAAGUUGAUCUUUCCAUGGCUGGUAUAGGCCACCCAGAAAUCUUUCCUUUAGUGUUCACCACAAAGACCCAAGAAAUUUUUAAUUGCCGAGUUGAUGAAGAUGUCACAGAAGAAAAUUGUUUCAAACUUAUUAAAAAAGAGGACAUCAUUCAGGACCUGAAAACAAGAGCUACAAUUUCUGAUUUCCACCCUGUCAAACAAAUUGUCCUAGAAUAUCCAGGGGAAGAACUUUUGGUAGUUUUUGAUGCAAAGUUCCAGUAUGGACAGAACUUUUACUUUGUUGCUUCUGAGGAAGCCAAGGAAAACCUUUUGAAGCCUCCAGAAACUGCAGAAGACAAGGGAGAAGACAAGGGAGAAGACAAGGGAGAAGACAAGGGAGAAGACAAGGGAGAAGACAAGGGAGAAGACAAGGGAGAAGACAAGGGAGAAGACAAGGGAGAAGACACUCUGGAAGUCCAUCCUUAUAAGCCUCCUGUCCACAAACCUUGGGUUUCUCUUGGCAGUGAAAAGGAAGUUGAAGAGGAAUCUGUUAAAGACACUGUUACAAAGAUCAAGUAUAUGAUUUCUCGAGCACGCAGGAAGUUUGGUGCACCAAUAUUAUUUACUGAUAAGAAUGCUUCACAUGUAAAAGACAGUUACAUUGAAUGCACCUCCUAUCAAGACAAAACUUUCAGUAUUAAAAUGCUUGAAAAAGAUAUAGGCAUACAAAUGGUUCCAAAAGUAAGAGAAGCUAGUACUCAGACAAAAUGGGCCUAUCCAAAAAAUGCAGCCACGCAGUACUUUCCUAGACAGUUGUCAAAUGAAGAGAAAGAAGAGAGUCUGUCAUCUGAGAAGCUGAAAGAAUUCCUUACAUCAGUACAUUUAAGAAUGGAGAUUGCGUUGCAGCAAAAUGAAAUUAUGGAUGUUUUUUUUGAUGACUGGAAGGCCCUAGCAGGAGAUGAAAGCCGUUCUAGUGGCAAGCCAGAUGUUUGUCUUAAAGCAUACCAAUCAUUUACAGAUCUGCGCUAUCUCAAGGACAGAACUAUUAGCUGCGUUUGCUGGCAUCCAACCAUUUAUGGGAUUAUAGCAGUGUCAGCAAGAGAGCAGCUUUCUUAUGAAGAGCGAGUUAACCUUUCUGAUAAAUCAUUGCUGCAGCAGUCAGUAAUACUUUUUUGGAGUUUUUUUGACCCUACCCACCCUCAGUUAAUGUUGGAGUGUCCUGAAGAUGUUUACUGCUUUCAGUUCAGUCCAAGUGAUCCAAAUGUCGUUGCUGGUGGCUGCAUCAAUGGACAGGUUGUACUUUGGGAUAUUUCUCACCAUGAGGAAAAGCUGCAAAAUGCAAAAACUGUUGCUGAUGGAAUCAAGAUAACAGCUGUUAAUAUGCCAUCGCUUCCACAAGUCCAGCAGAGUUGCACAGAGCCACCUCUAGUGAGAUACUGCGCAGUCUCUUCCAUACAGUACAGUCAUAAAAAACCAGUAACAGAUAUACAUUGGCUGCCAGAUUAUUUUCAGGACAACCAAAUGGAUGCUGCUUUUGAAAACAGAGCUGAAAUUUGCGUGCAGCUUGUAACCUGCUCCCCUGAUUGCUCAAUAUUAUUUUGGGAUAUUCCAGCCACCAAACUUCCUGAACAACCUUCAUCUGAGAAAGUAAGAGAGGAAGAAAUUUUUUCUAUGCCCCCUGAUGUUCCAGACACUUUUAAGCACCUAGAUCUCUGCUGGAAACCUCUCAUAAAGAUAAACCUGGACGAAAGUGAUACCAACACAGAGUAUGGUCCCGUCAGAAUAAGUUUAAGGGAACUGCAUUAUCAUUAUAAAACCCCAGAGAAGGUGCAAUCUCUGAACACACUAGAAGUACCCACCAAAGAGAGCCCAUAUACAGAGAUGAGUACUCCUUCAAGCAAAAAUCUGAAAGUGCUAGAAAAUAUCUCCACUGACUUUUUUGUUGGAACUGAAGAUGGAGAAAUUAUUUAUUCGGACUGGAAAAUGGAAAUUGGCAGUGAUUCGGCAAAACCAGUUAGUCAGAAGCACGCUCAGAAAUACACCAUCCACACUGAAACUAUCAACACUCUCCAGAGAUCUCCAUUUUUUAAAGACAUCAUUCUAAGCCUUGGAGGACGGAAUUUUGCCAUUUGGAAAGAAGGGGUUACAAAUGGAGCGAUCCUUCAGUCAAGCUGCUCUGCAGGAAGAUACACUGUGGGACGAUGGUCCUUAACAAGACCAGGAGUUUUCUUCAUUGGCAGAGAUGAUGGAAAUAUAGAAGUUUGGGACUUACUAAAGAAAACUUAUGAGCCAUCUAAUUUCCAGAACAUCUCCAAAUCAAAGAUCACUUUCAUCAGCCCCCGGAUUGCCUCACCAACGCAGCAUUUUUUAGCUGUUUCUGAUGAUCUUGGGGCACUGCAUGUUUUGGAAAUCUGUCAGACACUAAGCCACCCUUUGAAGAAUGAGCAUGCCAACGUACUUGAUUAUUUUGAAAGAGAAAUCAAAUAUCUGAAGUACCGUGAACAGGAGUUUCAAGAGUAUCAAGAGUUUCAAACCAAAACAGAAUUGAAAUGGAGCUGGCGGCACAAAGGGAGAAAACAGUAUGUUACACUUAGAAUUAAGAAAACUUUCUUUGUUUCUUUGGUUCUUUCAAAUGCACCUGUUUUGGUAGGCAGGAUUUCCCACAGUAUUUUCAAAUACCAGGAUGGACAUAAUCAGAAUAGCUUAGCAGCUCCUUAUUUCUUAUUUACAGUUCUUAGGAGUGGAAUAGAUGGUCCUAGUUCACAUGAGUUCAGUUCUCGCUCACGUGAAACACCUGCAAGAGCAUUAGAGCCUACAGCGUGUAACAGCUAGGACUUUGCUUUUCUUUUUACACCAGUUGCUCUUUCAAAAAGUUACAUUUUGGCAACUUCCCUAUAAACAUUGCUCCUUCAAGCAGGAGAGACUCCAGCCUUCCAUUCU
Molecule: messenger RNA, 3072 nt
Organism: Phalacrocorax carbo (great cormorant)
Lineage: Eukaryota; Metazoa; Chordata; Aves; Suliformes; Phalacrocoracidae
Source: RefSeq, a predicted model, not a curated record